UGGCUGACCGUCUCUCCCGUGGCCACAGUCCACUCAGGCUCCCAGGAAGUCAACAUGGGCCAGUGGACGCUACACAACAUUUUAUUUCUCCUUCUCCUCUGCAGCGCCAAUGGACAGUUUGACACGAGGCCCCUAAGAAGACCCCCCUGGCGUGACAGAUUCCAACCAAUAGACAGAUACUGGGACAUCCAUGAGUUAGAAACCCCGAAGGUUCGUACUACACCGAGGUUCACCCUGCUGGCUCCAGACCUGCUGAGGACAGACAGCCAGGAGAACAUUUACCUACAGGCAGACCAUGUAUCCAGCCCCGUCCUCGUCUCCAUCACCAUCCAGGACUUCAGUAAGACCAGAAUGCUGCUCCAGGACUCUGUCACACUCAACUUGGAAAAUGGAUACCACACUCUCAAGACCAUACAGCUUCCCUCGGAUGAUUUGAAUCGCGAGGAGAAGAAGAACAAGUUUGUGUAUCUGAAGGUGGACUUUGGGGACUUCCACUCAGAGGAGAGGACACUGAUGGUGUCCUUUCAGUCGGGAUACAUCUUCAUCCAGACCGACAAACCCAUCUACAACCCUGGAGACACCGUUCGGUUCAGAGCCUUCGUGUCGUCUCCUUUCUUCAAGGCCUUUGACAGCUCCAUCACAAUAGACAUCCAGAAUCCAGACGGUGUGGUGGUUAAUCAGAUCUUCAGGACCAGAGCUGCUGAUGGCGUCUUAGGAGAAACUUUUCCUCUCUCUGAAUUCGUCAAUGAAGGAAUAUGGUCGGUGAUUGCGAAGUUCGACCACUGGCAGCAGAACACGUUCACCUCCCAGUUUGAGGUGAAGAAAUACGUGCUUCCUGCCUUCAACGUUACAUUGACGCCCAGGAAGUCCUUCCUCAGCCUGGAUGACAGUGAACUGGUGGUAGAGAUCUCGGCCAGGUACCUGUACGGGGAGCCGGUCCAGGGGACGGCCUAUGUGGUGUUUGGAGUGAAGAUCAACCAGGAGAAGAUCAGGUUGCCUUCAGUGAAGCAGAUAUCAGAUCUGGAGGGAGGAGUCGUCAGACUGAGCAUGGAGGAGCUCAAGAGAGCUUACCCCAACAUCAGGUCUUUGGUGGGAAACUCUCUGUAUGUCAAGGCCUCUGUGCUCACCAAGUCAGGCAGCGAUUUGGUCGAGGCGGAGAAGAGUGGUAUUAAAAUUGUGGAGUCUCCUUACAUCCUGUCCUUCAAAGACAUGACAAAGUACUUCAAGCCGGGCCUGCCCUUUGACUUUACAAUCCAGGUGAGCCACCAUGACGGUUCCCCAGCCCGUAAUGUCCCGGUCAAGGUGAAUCUCCUGGAAUCGCCCGUGGAUGUCUUCUCUGGCUCCACCCGAGUCACCGUCAACAUGCCCAGUAAUCAACGGAUGCAAACCAUCACAGCUGAGACCACACAGGCUGACCUGAGACCAGAGCAACAAGGCAAACACCAGACCACCGUCCAGGCGUACAACACCUUCAACUGGCGCCAACAGAACUACCUGUACAUCUCUACAGGGACCAACAGGGUGUCUGUAGGAGACAGGCUGUCCUUGGGGCUGAGCAUCAGCACCGCUGACCAGGCACAUCGAGAAACCAUUAAUUACAUCACCUACCUGGUGCUGAAUAAAGGCAAAAUCGUAUCGGCCGAGCGUGUGGAUGUGACGGGUCAGGUCCUCACCAGCAUCGGGCUGAUGGUCACCCCUGAGAUGAUGCCGUCGUUCCGCUUUGUGGCGUUCUACAGUAUUCCCUGGACCACGCGCGAGGAGGUGGUGGCUGACUCCAUCUGGGUGGAUGUGGAGGAUUCCUGUGCUGGAGGGCUGACGGUCGGGCCGGUGGACGGCGUCCAUCGAGACUACGCGCCGGGGAAGAGCUUCAAGUUUAAGGUCAGAGGUGAUCCGGGGGCAAAGGUCAGCCUGGUGGCUGUGGACAACGCAGUGUUUCUGCUCAACAAGGACAGACUGACACAGAAGAAGAUCUGGGACGUGGUGGAGCACGGAGACAUCGGCUGCACUCGGGGUGGAGGCAGAGAUGCCACGUCGGUGUUCUCAGACGCAGGAUUGCUCUACGUCUCCAGCGCCGGCUUCAAAACCAGAGUCAGACAAGACCUGCAGUGUCCAUCCAGUGCCAGAAGGAGGCGCUCUGCUGAACAGUUGCAGCGUAAAGCCCAGCUCGAGAGUCAUUACAAGGAGAAGCUCCAGCGUCGCUGCUGUAAGGACGGCCUCAGGGAGAUCCCCAUGUCCUACUCCUGUACGAGACGCUCCCUCUACAUCACAGAGGGCUGGGAGUGCAUCCGAGCCUUCCGUUACUGCUGUGCCACCUACAGGAACCAAGAGUUUAACACCGAGAUUCCCACCACCCUGCCACCUUUAACCACAACCGCCCCAACCACCACCCAUCCACCCAGGCCCACUUUUCCGCUUUUUCAUGGAUUUGAUGUUAUGAGAUACAACAUCAGACCAUUAGGCCGGGAGAAUUUUGCGCGGGAACGUGUAGUUGGAUUACCUGGAAUGGCUGGACUACCUGGACCACCAGGACGUAAAGGGGAAAGGGAACACUACGUAUUUACAGCACCUGCAGGGGGAGCGGCGAGGACGGAGGUGGAGGCGGAGGAGGAGGACGACGAGGAGGAGGAAGAGUGGGAGUACCUGGAUGAGACUCAAGUGUACCUGCGAUCCAAGUUCUAUGAGUCGUGGCUGUGGAUGGACGUUAAGCUGCCCAGCCAGGUAGACAAUCAAGGGUUGGCCUCUCAGAACGUGGACAAUCCCUUACCUGACAGCAUCACAGAGUGGGGAGUCCUGGCCAUCAGUGCAUCACCUCAUACAGGUUUCUGCGUUGCCGAGCCUUACAACGUCCGAGCAUGGAAGCGUUUCUUUGUGGACCUCAGGCUGCCGCAUUCGGUGGCGAGACACGAACAGGUCGAGAUUAAAGCUGUGGUCCACAACUACGGCUACGAAGACCUGCAUGUGAGGGUGGUGCUUAUGAAAACAGAACAGAUGUGCAGCAUCGCCUUCAAGGACAGGCACACACAGGAAGUGACGGUGUCGGCCGGCUCCUCUGUCGCAGUGCCCUACACCAUCGUACCGCUGGCGGUGGGAAAACUUCCUCUGGAGGUGAUGGUAGUCGGCAGAGACAUGAUGGGCGGAGAUCGCAUCCAGAAGUUUCUGCGGGUGGUGCUGGAUGGAGUGCAGAAGACUGAGGUUUGGAGUGCAGUGUUGAACCCAUCUGCUGAGGGAGGAACGCAGACGGUUCGCGUGGGCAAGACGGAACUGGAGUCUGUUGUGCCAAACUCUCAUCCAGAGACUUUCAUCAACGUCAGAGGCAAUGUAUUGGCAGACAGUAUUGAUAACUCCAUCAGUGAGGACUCGCUGGCCUCUCUGAUCCGGAUGCCUGGGGGCUGCGUGGAGCAGAACUUGGCCAGCAUCACUCUGCCACUCAUCGCCACCCUGUACCUGGAGAGAACCAACAACUGGGAGAGCGUGGGGGUGCAGCGCAAGGCGGAGGCUCUUCGAUACAUCAGGAGGGGCUACGAGAACCAGCUGGCAUACAGAAAGAGCGAUGGCUCUUACCCCCCCUACAGGAGGGAGGGUGCAAGUACAUGGAUCACAGCGUAUGUGGUGAAAGUCUUCUCCAUGGCUCACUCCAUCACGGGCAUCAGCGAGCAGCAAGUGUGUGACCCGCUGCUGUACCUGGUGAAGAACAAACAGCAAUACUCUGGGAAAUUCAGAGAGGACAACCCAGUUUACAGCACUACCAUGACUGGAGGUCUCCGUGGCGACGACCCCGAGUUAACCCUGACAGCCUUCGUCCUCAUCGCACUCGCUGAGGCGAAGCAGGCUGGGAUCAACUGCAACGAUCCACAGGCGAACUCGGCCAUCAGUAAGACAGCUGAAUACCUGAAGAGAGCUCUGGUGACGCCUCGGAGGAGACCGUACACUGUCGCCAUCGCCUCGUACGCCCUGGCUCUGACGGGGGACAUUCAACGCUACAACCCGACAUCGUCUUUGCUCGCAGCUGCAGCUCCAGGUGGCAGCCACUGGCCCGACAGACAGAACAGCUUGUUCACGCUGGAGGCGACCGGCUACGCCCUUCUGGCUCUCAUCAAGUUAGGUCGCAUGGAGGAUGCUGCAGCGCCGUUUAAGUGGCUGAACAACCAGCGGAGGAUAGGAGGAGGCUUCGGCUCCACUCAGUCCACCAUGGUGGUCCUGCAGGCGCUGUCGGAGUACCUGAUUAGGAAACCUCCUCCGGACGAUCUCAGUCUGGAUGUGGACAUCAGGAUAACAGGACGCAAGGAAAUCCGCUACCACUUCAACCCCGAGACUGCCUACGCUGCUCGCUCCUCCAGGUUGCCUGCUAAUCUCAAUUUGGAAGUGGUGGCUCGAGGGAAUGGACAGGGAAUACUGGAGGUUGUGACCCAUUACAACCAGCUGCAUGAGGUUGACGAGAAAAUUCCCUGCAAAGACUUCGACCUCAGCGUUGCUAUUGAACCGUCCAGUGAAAAGCCUCCAGCGGACGUAGAAAAAUCCUACCAGAUCACCAUCAAAGUGAGGGCUUUAGGACCCAGAGAUGUCAGGAUGGUAGUUCUCGAUAUAAGUCUGCCCACUGGCUUCACCCCAGACAACUCAGACCUGGAGAUGUUGUCCAACUCAGUGGAUCGUUACAUCAACAACUUCCAGAUUGUUGAUAACCUGAGUGACAGAGGCUCUCUGAUCAUCCACCUGUUCAAGGUGUCUCACAAAGAACCAGAGAUCCUGAUCUUCAGGCUUCAGCAGAGAUUCAAAGUCGGCCUCCUCCAGCCAUCCUCAGUUACCGUCUAUGAGUAUUACAACCCAGAUCACCGCUGCAGUCGUACCUACACUCCCAGCGAGGACCGAGAGCAGCUCUCCCAGAUCUGCAAGGACAACGUCUGCCGCUGCACACAAGGUGACUGCUGUGUCUCCAAAAACGACAAUGAAAACUUCCCCAACAAAGAAAGGGAGACGUUUGCUUGCACGGCUUUACAUCACGUUUUCCAGGUGAAGGUGCUCAGCGUCACCCAGAGUUACUAUGACAAAUACGAGAUGGAGAUCACACAAGUUAUCAAGCUGGGUGUUGAAGCUGGAGUUGAGGUGGGCCAGAGGAGGUUUUUCAUGUCUCAUGGAGGCUGCAGAGAUGGACUCAGCUUGAAGCAGGGCUCCCAGUACCUCAUCAUCGGCCCCAAAGAGGACAUGUGGAACAUUGACAGUGACACCAAUAAAUUCACCUACAUGUUAGGGAAGGACACCUGGGUGGAGCGCUGGCCUUCGUCUGCAGAGUGCUCCAGCAGUCCCAGCCUGCAAGCUAAAUGCAAUAGCCUGCAGGAUACUGCACUUGAGCUGUCUGUCAACGCCUGCAGGCUGUAGCGUCUGCACAACAUCCUCCUCUGCCAUUGUGUUGCAAAGAUGGCAAAUAACUGUGAAGAUUUACUGAUUAUUUUAACCCAGCUUGUGCAAUAAGGACAUACGUUUUCACAUGUUUUCACUGUGCAAAUGAGAACUGAAAGUGGAGCUAAUUACAGCAACAAUUAACUUUUCUUCUUUUUAUAGAAGUCUAAAAACACACCAGGCAGUCUCUGCAAAGGUAUUGUAGCCUUUAUAGAAUGGUUAACAAUAAAAAACAAAAUUGUCAAUCAGUAAUCCAGUAUUUCAAACUUGAAGUUUGACAAAUGUUUUACAAGUUGUACAACAUGUAAUUUAACUUACAGUUUUUACACUAAAAUAAAUAUCUACAUAAUAUUACAGUUUUGUUGAACUAAAAAAAAAAAAACAGAACAUACUUGAAAUGAGCCAGUUUCUUUCAAAUAAGAGUCAACACUCUGCUGAGUGUUAGAACAAUAAUUCAUCCAUCCAAGGGCAACAACACGAAAAUAGCAAAAAUAUUUUGUCUCCCUUGUACUUUUAAUUGAAAUAGGCUGAAAUAUAUAUGUAUAUGCCAAGCUGUACUGGCAAAAUAAUAACCAGCUAACCUUUACAAAGUGGUCUGUUAAAACUGUGUAAAUUUAAAUUUGUGUCAGAAAUGUACGGUUGUCUCAGUGUUGGUCUCUUCAAAGUUCAAAGUACUAAAAAUACAAACUACUAACUAUAAA
This is a messenger RNA of Scatophagus argus, 6095 nucleotides long. RefSeq names its product complement C3-like. The record is from RefSeq and is a predicted model, not a curated record. Gene Ontology annotation, cellular component: extracellular region. The transcript is spliced from 44 exons. NCBI's taxonomy places the organism in Eukaryota, Metazoa, Chordata, Actinopteri, Scatophagidae. Gene Ontology annotation, molecular function: endopeptidase inhibitor activity; protein binding. The coding region runs from base 55 to 5373 and encodes 1772 amino acids.